This is a messenger RNA of Hylaeus volcanicus, 732 nucleotides long. RefSeq names its product elongation factor 1-beta'-like. Bases 1 to 732 code for a protein of 243 amino acids. Gene Ontology annotation, molecular function: guanyl-nucleotide exchange factor activity; translation elongation factor activity. The transcript is spliced from 3 exons. The record is from RefSeq and is a predicted model, not a curated record. Gene Ontology annotation, cellular component: cytosol. Lineage: Eukaryota; Metazoa; Arthropoda; Insecta; Hymenoptera; Colletidae. Gene Ontology annotation, biological process: translational elongation.
AUGACAACGAAAAUUGAGUUCAUUAAUGUAGAUCAGCCCGAAGGUCUCAAAAAAUUAAAUGAUUACUUAGAGGAUAAUUCGUAUAUCGUAGGCUUUUCUCCUAGCAAAAACGAUAUCCAUGUUAUUGAGCAAAUCGAUGAUUGUUUUAAAAAUGGAAAUUAUCCUCAUAUUUCUCGAUGGUACAAUCAUAUUAAAUCUUUUUCUAUAAAGGAACGUCAAGCAUGGAAAACACCCGUAAAUAUUGCAGUAAAUGUUACGCGUCUUUCCCCGAAAACGGAGGUUUCUCAAGACGAUGACUUUGACCCUUUUGCUAAUGAAACAGAUGAGGAAAAUCUAGCAGCGAAAAAGGUGAUAACUGUUGUUAAACCGGCGAAACCCCGAAAAAUUGUUAUUAAUAGAUCUCAAUUAGUUAUUGACGUGAAACCAGGCUCGAUCGACACAAAUUUAGACAUUUUAGAGCAACAUAUUAAAAGUAUUCAAAUGGAAGGCUUGGAAUGGUCUGUCGCUUGUAAAAAAGUGCCUAUUGCUUUUGGUUUAUCCAAGUUACAGAUAGGGUGUAUUAUUGUUGAUGAUCUUGUUAAUACCGACGAUAUUCUAGCACGAAUUGAGUGUAUUGGUUUAGACGAAAACGCUUCUAAAAAAUAUUUGGAGAAUCGUGAGAGAGGUGAUGACGAAGACGAGAUUGAAGGGAUGGUUCAAUCCGCCGAUAUUGUUAGUUUUAAUAAACUUUAA